GAUCUGCCAAAUGAUAGGAUGGCCGAAUAUGAUUUCCUUCCAAAAACAAAAGCUUUAUUAUUUUCUUUGAAAUAACAUAAAAACCUGCUAUCCACAUACAAUUGACAUGGAGUCCUGACAACUGUCUUUGUGUAGGAGGUUUGAAACAUGAAAGCUGUUUUACCUGUCAAUCAUUUUGGAUCCACAGGCCUUGGGGGCGGGGUUUUGGAGAGAGAGGGUGUGGCUGAAGAUAUGAGGUGUGGUCUAACUCAGUCUGCACAACUUGACUGUCUACAGGCUCUCUCAGGGUUUCAGACUGAAACUAUUUCAGACCACUGAACUGUUGAAGAAAAUGUAUCACACAUUUACUUUUUGCAGUUUCUGCUGUUGCUGUCUGGUUGGAGUGUUUGGUGGUGAUGCAGUGAAGUCAGUGAUGGAGGGAGAAUCAGUCUCUCUAAACACUGAUACUGAAAUAAAGAAUGAUGAUGUGAUUCAGUGGAGGUGUGGAACUAACGGACCCCUAUUAGCUCAAAUCAAUCGAGAGCUUGAUGAGAUCUACAUAUCUAGCGGCACUGAGAGAUUCAGAGACAGACUGAAGUUGGAUAAUCAAACUGGAUCUCUGACCAUCAUGAACAGCAAAAUCACAGACUCUGGACUUUAUGAAGUGACCAUCAGAGGAAGCAAGACCACAUUCAAUGUUACUGUUUAUGCUCGUCUGCCUGUUCCGGUUAUUAUCAGUGAAUCCCCACAAAAUUCAUCACCAUCCUCAUCAUCAUGUAUGUUGGUGUGUUCAUCAAUGGUGAAUGUGAGUGAUGCGACUCUCUCCUGGUACAAAGGAGUCAGUGUGUUGUCCAGCAUCAGGGUGCGUGAUCUCAACAGAAGCCUCUCUUUACAUCUGGAGUGUGUGGAUGACUCCUACAGCUGUGUGCUGAACAACUCCAUCAGCAACCAGACCACACAUCUCAACAACACUGAGCUCUGUCAGCCAUGCUCAGGUUCCUUUCAUUAA
Molecule: messenger RNA, 988 nt
Organism: Pimephales promelas (fathead minnow)
Lineage: Eukaryota; Metazoa; Chordata; Actinopteri; Cypriniformes; Leuciscidae
Source: RefSeq, a predicted model, not a curated record